Molecule: messenger RNA, 783 nt
Organism: Neomonachus schauinslandi (Hawaiian monk seal)
Lineage: Eukaryota; Metazoa; Chordata; Mammalia; Carnivora; Phocidae
Gene: KCTD21
Product: potassium channel tetramerization domain containing 21
Exons: 1
Coding region: 1-783 (260 amino acids)
Biological process (GO): protein homooligomerization; ubiquitin-dependent protein catabolic process
Molecular function (GO): cullin family protein binding; histone deacetylase binding
Source: RefSeq, a predicted model, not a curated record
AUGUCAGACCCCAUCACACUGAACGUCGGGGGGAAGCUCUACACGACCUCACUGGCAACCUUGACCAGCUUCCCUGACUCCAUGCUGGGCGCCAUGUUCAGUGGGAAGAUGCCCACCAAGAGGGACAGCCAGGGUAACUGCUUCAUCGACCGUGAUGGCAAAGUGUUCCGCUACAUCCUCAACUUCCUGCGGACCUCCCACUUGGACUUGCCAGAGGACUUCCAGGAGAUGGGCCUGCUCCGAAGGGAGGCUGACUUCUACCAGGUGCAGCCCCUGAUUGAGGCACUGCAGGAGAAGGAGGUGGAGCUCUCCAAGGCCGAGAAGAAUGCCAUGCUCAACAUCACCCUGAACCAGCGUGUGCAGACAGUCCACUUCACCGUGCGGGAGGCACCUCAGAUCUACAGCCUCUCCUCCUCCAGCAUGGAGGUCUUCAACGCCAACAUCUUCAGUACCUCUUGCCUCUUCCUCAAGCUCCUGGGCUCCAAGCUCUUCUACUGCUCCAAUGGCAAUCUCUCCUCCAUCACCAGCCACCUGCAGGACCCCAACCACCUGACUCUGGACUGGGUGGCCAAUGUGGAGGGCCUGCCAGAGGAGGAGUACACCAAGCAGAACCUCAAGAGGCUCUGGGUGGUGCCAGCCAACAAGCAGAUCAACAGCUUCCAGGUCUUUGUGGAAGAGGUGCUGAAAAUCGCUCUGAGUGAUGGCUUCUGCAUCGAUUCUUCUCACCCACACGCCGUGGAUUUUAUGAACAAUAAGAUUAUUCGAUUAAUACGGUACAGGUAA